This is a messenger RNA of Hermetia illucens (black soldier fly), 1030 nucleotides long. RefSeq names its product mast cell protease 3-like. Lineage: Eukaryota; Metazoa; Arthropoda; Insecta; Diptera; Stratiomyidae. Gene Ontology annotation, molecular function: serine-type endopeptidase activity. The transcript has 7 exons. Bases 143 to 1000 code for a protein of 285 amino acids. Gene Ontology annotation, biological process: proteolysis. The record is from RefSeq and is a predicted model, not a curated record.
UUUUAUUUUUUUUUCAAUUUUUUUUUAAUUAAUAUUUAAAUUUAUUCAUACUCGUUCUAAAUUUUGUGUUAAUUUUUUUUUAGUCAAUUCAAAGAUGAAAAUUGUUGCUCGAUCGUAGUCAAGGCACAAUUACUGUCACUUGAUGGAAAAGCUAAUAUGGGAAGUAUUUCUCACUGCCUGGCUUGCCCCACUGCGAAAAAUCGAGACAGUGAGUGGCGCCUUGGCCAGAUAUGGACAAUUUCCGAUGAUAGCAGCGUUACUGGCUCAUAAUGACACCUAUGUUUGUACCGGUACUAUCGUGACAAUGCUUCAUAUUUUAACUGCUGCGCAUUGUUUUUUCAAUGUUGUCCCGCAAAACGUCGCCUUCGGAGACGUCUUACUGUAUCCUGGUAAAAACUACUCUAACUCAACGAGGCGCAUCAGCUCGAUUAGGUCCUUUGUCAUUCAUCCUGACUAUCAGAUUAAUUCGACCUAUGAAAAUGACAUUGCAAUUGUACAGAUUGCAGAGCCAAUUGUCCCUUCCGAUGUCACACAAUUAGUUUACAUAUGUGACGAAGUACCUGAGGUGGACCAGGACUGUUUAAGUGUAGGGUGGGAUACUGACUUCAUCAAGAGAAAGGACAACCAAUCCAUUUUCUUGGUAUUUCACCAGGCGACAAUUCAGCCCGAAGACACUUGUGAAAGUAAUGUCAAGCAUUCCUCAAAUACACUUUGUACUGAAAAGAAAUCUGGCGAAUAUCUAGGUGACUCUGAGGGCGCACUUAUCUGCAAUAAAUUGUUAUGCGGUGUACUGACGAACUACAAAGAAGACAACAAACAGUACAGCUUCUAUGUUAAGGUAUCUUUGUUCAAAACAUGGAUUGUCAGAAAUACCUAUCCAGGAUCUUUUAGGACUCUAUCAAGUCGUAAGAAAAGUAGAUGUUUAUCGGAGAUACAUUUCCUAUUCAAGUGCUAUUUUAUUAUCAUUUUCCGAGUUUGGUUUUGGUUUAACAAAUAUUGAAAUUUUAAGCAGAAAUAAAUAAUUGCAGAU